CUCUCUUAGUUCUGACUCUUAUUGCCAUUCUUCUCAGUCAGAGAAUGUCUUGGAUAUUUGAGGACCUAUGAAUAGCAAGAACUCUCUUCAGUCUCUCUCCUUGUGCAAAAUCUGCUGCCCAGAGUUUCAUCCUUGUCUAGCUCACCUCUGGAUUCCAGCGAAUGACUUGUCCAUCCUUUGCUCUGCCGCAGUUAGCUAUGAUAGGAUUUUUCUGGUCAUUUUCAUCGUCAUGUAUAAAGCGAAGCUGUUAGACAAGUUAAUCUUUCCAGCUUUUCUCAGUGCCAAAAUCUUAAGAUAAUAUAAUUUAUCCUUUUAGGGAAAGUGGAAAAUUGUGAUUUUAAUAACUCCUUGAGAAGUUCUUAUGGUUUUAUGAACCAGAUGAAGUGGCAGGGGCAGGGGGUGACUUUCUCUAGGACUCAAUUCCAUAACUGGUUAACAAGCCAUUUUUUCCCAUUGACGUUUGGCAGUGAAUCUUGCUGCUAUUGCCCUCUUAGAAACAUUUUGCUCAUUGCCAUCUCCUGAGCAAUCACUGUCCCCUGGGUAGCAACUUCAUCCAAAUCUGUGAUUUCUGUCCAUCCUCCAUGGACCGUUGCCUUCCCAGGAGAGAAGGUGAAACUGGUUUGCAGUGGAUCUCAUUUCAAGCGACCAGAGAUGUCAACACCAUACCGUUGGUAUUAUAGGGGGAAACAAAUAAGCGAAACCUCAAGUAACACCUAUGAGGUUCACGAUUCUGGAGAGUACAGAUGCCAGGCCCCAGACUCAAUAAAAAGUAGCUCUGUGAGCUUGCUCUUUUCUCAAGCUACCCUGAUCCUUCAGGCUCCACUUUAUGUGUUUGAAGGAGACUCUGUGGUUCUGAGAUGCCGAGCAAAGGCAGGAGUAGCACUGACUAAUGUGAUCCUAUACAAGAAUGAUAGAUUGCUGGCAUUCCUUAGUAACACCUCUGACUUUCACAUUCGUCAAGCAGAUCUGAAGGACAAUGGAGCAUAUAAGUGUAGUGGAUUUAAGAAAGACAGUAGCUCUGUUGUUUCAAACAGAGUCAAGAUCCAAGUCCAAGAGCUGUUUCCACCUCCUGUGAUGAAAGCCAGCUCCUUCCAGCCAAUCGAGGGGGAACUCGUGACCCUGACCUGUGAGACCCAGCUCCCUUCACAGAAGUCAGAUGUCCGGCUCCAGUUCUGCUUCUUCAAAGAUGGACAGACCCUGCAGUCAGGGUGGAGCAGCUCCCCAGAAUUCCAGAUCAACACCAUAUGGAGAGAAGACUCAGGGUCUUACUGGUGCCAGGCACAGGCAGUGACUUCCCUUGUCUGGAAACAGAGCCAGACAUCCAAGAUAUAUGUGCAGAGAGGUGUUGCCAAGGUCCAAAUACACACCCUCCCUGCCUUAGAGUUCGUGAUUCCAGGACAGGAAUUGGUCCUCAUCUGCUCAGUAGAUGGAGUCCCAGGGCUUGUCAGAAUCUCCUGGUACAAAACAUCAAACAAGGAAAGUAUGAAAAUAAAGAUUCAGAAUUCCCUGAAAGCAGAAUUCAAGAUCUCCAUGGUGAAAAACAGCGAUGCUGGAGAGUAUUACUGUGAAGCCAACAAUGGUGGCCUCUCCUUUCUCAGCAAGCCAGUGACCAUCAAUGUGAAAGUUCCUGUAUCUCCUCCUGGCCUCACUCUCAGCCCUCCUGGGGACCGGGCUCUUGAAGGAGAUAUGGUAACACUUCUCUGUGAAGCCCAGAGAGGUUCUCUUCCGAUCCAGUACCAGUUUUUUCGUGAAGAUGUAUUUCUCAAGGAGAUAGAAGUCACUUCAUUGAGAACAAGUUCCUUCAGCUUCUCUCUGACUGCAGAGCAUUCUGGGAACUACUAUUGCACCGCUGACAAUGGCCUGGGGGCCCAGCGCAGCAGAGCAGUGCACCUCUCCGUCAUCGUUCCAGUGUCUCAUCCUGUCCUCACCCUCAGCCCUCCUGGGCCCUGGGCUGUUGAGGGAGAUUUGAUGACACUUCACUGUGUAGCCCAGAAAGGCUCUCCCCCAAUCCAGUACCGGUUUUAUCAUGGGGACGUCACCCUGGGGAGCAGUUCAGUCCCGUCUGGAGGAGGAGCAUCCUUCAGCUUCUCUGUGACCUCAGAGCUCUCUGGGAACUACCACUGUACAGCUGACAAUGGCUUUGGUUCCCAUAAAAGUGAGGCCAUUAGCCUCUCUGUCACAGUUCCAGUGUCUCGCCCUGUCCUCACCAUCAGGACUCCCAGGGCCCAGCCUGUGGUUGGGGACAUAGUGGAGCUUCACUGUGAGGCCCAGAGAGGCUCUCCCCCAAUCCUGUACCAGUUUUAUCAUGAGGAUGUCAUCCUGGGGAGCAGCUCAACUCCCUCUGGAGGAUCUUCCUUGAGCCUCUUUCUGACUGAAGAACAUUCUGGAAAAUAUGCCUGUGUGGUCAGCAAUGGCUUGGGGUCUCAGCGCAGUGACACAGUAUCACUCAGUGUCAGAGUUCCAGUGUCUCACGCUGUCCUCACCCUUAGGGCUCCCAGGGCCCAGACUGUGGAGGGGGACAUGGUGGAGCUUCACUGUGAGGCCCGGAGAGGAUCUCCCCCCAUCUGGUACCAGUUUUAUCAUGAAGAUGUAACCCUAGGGAGCAGCUCGGCCCCCUCUGGAGGAGGAGCAUCUUUCAACCUCUCCCUGACUGCAGAACAUUCUGGAAACUACUUCUGCAAGGCCAACAAUGACCUGGGGGCCCAGCACAGUGAGGUGGUGACAUUCAAUGUCUUGGUUCCAGUGUCUCGCCCUGUCCUCACCCUCAGGGCUCCCAGGUCCCAGGCUAUGGUGGGGGACAUGGUGGAGCUUCACUGUGAGGUCCAGAGAGGCUCUCCUCCGAUCCUGUACCAGUUUUAUCAUGAGAACGUCACCCUGGAGAGCAGCUCGGCCCCCUAUGGAGGAGGAGCAUCCUUCAACCUCUCUCUGACCACACAGCAUUCUGGGAACUACUCCUGUGAAGCCAACAAUGGCCUGGGGGCCCAGCACAGUGAGGCAGUGACGCUUUCCAUCACAGGGCUGACAGGGAGCAGAAGCGGCCCUGUCGCCACAGGUGUCACCGGUGGACUGCUCAGCCUGUUGGGCCUUGCUGCUGCGGCACUGCUGCUCUAUUACUGGCUCCCAAGAAAAGCAGGAGGAAAGUCUAACUCCGACCCUUCCAGGAGGCCUUCAAGCUCAGACUCCCAAGAGCCCACCUACCACAAUGUGCCAACCUGGAUAGAACUGCAACCAGUGUACAGCAAUGUAAAUCCUGAAGGAGAAGACGUGGUGUACACGGAAGUCCGGAGCAUUCAGAAGGGAAACAAACAUGCAGCAGCCUCCACACCAGGGCUUCUCAAGAACUCGGAUUCCUCUGUCAUCUACUCCCAGGUGAGGGUGGCUUCAACUCCAGCCUCUCGGCCUCAGCUCUUGGCUUCCUCGGCUCCUCACCAAUGAGUCCACAUAGCUCCCUGACUGCUGUCUCAGCCUCUGCCCCCGAAAGCCAUCCUUGGGGACGAGGGGGUCAUCGAAGUAGGAUGGCUUAAACUGCCCCAGGCCACAUCCAGUGGCCUCUGUGUCAAGUGACCGCACCCUCAGUCUGACUAGAACACAAGGCUCUGCAGGACUCCUGCCUAUUUCCCAAGUUACAGCCCUGCCCUCGUGGUCUUUGUGUCUAACGACAUGUUGGUCCCAACCUGGGGCCCAUCACAUCCCCUGGCUUCCUUCGUGGGCUUCAGCUUAGGUCACUAUUUUGAGUCCUACUUGCACACACACCCCCACCAUUCCUCAAUGAGGACUGCUCCUGUACUCCGCCAUGGACAUCUCAGUGGGUCCAUUUCUCAACAGCCAUCAGCCUGGUGGGCUACUGUGGUGCUCUGCCAGAAGGGACAGCACACACCCCUGGAGACACAUACACUGGGCUUGUUAUGGACCUCCCCAUAAUGGGAAUGCAUUUCACACUCCCCUGGCUGUGUGAAACUUUGAGGUCAGUACCUAAUACCAGGAUAAAUUCUCUCCUGCCCAUGUGCCAAUAUCUAUCUGCCCAACUAAGUGGAUUUCAGACCCCAGUUUCAAGAUCCUUCCCAUUCUGCCAGAAGUAACCCAGCACAUUCGUGGCCAGGAGGACCAGGAAUGCAGAGAGAAGGCAUAUUGGGAUAUAGGCCGUGAUCUAUUACUAUUUAAUUGAAUGAGUGAAUGAAUGAGGAAGAUACUCGGGAUAAUGAUGAAGCAUUCCUACCCUCUGACUAGUAUUUGGCUCAUGUGCUCCCUAGGAAUUCCAGGGGGUACUCUUCUGUCUUCCCUGAGUACAAAAUAAACUAAAAGAAAGAGUUUGAGUGAGGAAAGCUGUGUUCAGCCAGCGGGAAGCCUUCUCAAGUUUUAGUGUGCUUAGGGCUCAGCAUGGGGAUCUUGUUAAAAUGCAGAUUCUGGGGGCCGGCCCAGUGGCAUACUGGUUAGGUUUGUGCACUCUGCUUUGGUGGCCUGGGGUUCACAGGUUCGGAUCCCAGGAGCGAGCCUACACACCACUCGUCAAGCCAUACUGCGGUGGCAUCCUACAUCCAAAAUAGAGGAAGACUGGCAUGGAUGCUAGCUCAGGGACAAUCUUCCUCACCAAAACAACAAAACAAAAAAACAGACAGAUUCUGUGUCAGUUGGUUUGGGUGGAGGCUAAGACUCUGCAUUUCUAACAAGAUCCCAGGGGCUGCUGAUGCUGCUGGUCCCAGCACCACACUGAGUACUGAGACCCCAUAGGUCUUGGAAGAGGCCUGUGGAGAAGCAGCGUGAGCUUUGCCUGCCCACUGCCUAACUGCAUGGGGGCCUUCACGCAGGGCACACUGCUCCCUCUGCUGUCCUUCCACUGGGACACCACCAGCUGCUGUUGCUGAGAGAACUUCUCUGCGACGUGUAGGACCUCAUCAGCUACCCUGGGUAGAGGAAAUGCAGCUGCCACCAUCUUUGUUUCCCCUCCUCAGGCCUCACACUUUCCCCUGAAAACAGGGAGUGAAUACACUGUGAAUAUGUACACCCCUCAGCCUUCUCCAUGCAAAGUUGAUCUAUCCCACCCCUGCACCAUGGGAUGUUUUGCUCCACUUGUAUGAUACCCAUCACACCUUAUCUUGAGCUCCACUCUCCGAUGGACUGUUCAGUGGGGGUCAUUGCCCUGGAAUAAAGUCUUCCAUAGGACAUUCAA
Messenger RNA from Equus caballus (horse), 5167 nucleotides. The record is from RefSeq and is a predicted model, not a curated record. Lineage: Eukaryota; Metazoa; Chordata; Mammalia; Perissodactyla; Equidae.